This is a messenger RNA of Maylandia zebra (zebra mbuna), 673 nucleotides long. The record is from RefSeq and is a predicted model, not a curated record. NCBI's taxonomy places the organism in Eukaryota, Metazoa, Chordata, Actinopteri, Cichliformes, Cichlidae.
AUGACUCGUGACAACCCCACAUACGUUGUUCUCGGCAACCACAAUCUCAAGAACGGCAAUCAUCAAAAAAUAAAGAUUGAAAACAAAAUCAUCCAUGAAAAUUAUCAACAGAUUGGACAGGGUAAUGACAUCAUGCUGAUUGAACUGUCUGAGAAAGUUAAACUGUGCCACAGAGUAGAAAUAAUUCAAAUUCCACAUGCUGAAAUAAACCUAAAAGAAAACCAAGUGUGUCAGGUGGCUGGAUGGGGAACAACUAAAACUCGUGGUAAAUCUGUUGAUGAGCUGAGGGUGGUGGACGUGUCUGUCAUUAACCAAAGGGUCUGUGAGGAACAAUGGCAUGGUCUUCCUGCCAAUGUAACCUGUGCAGGUGGAUAUGAAACAACCAAAGGAUUCUGUCAGGGAGAUUCUGGUGGUCCUCUGGUGUGUCAUGGGUUUGCUGUUGGGGUUGUUUCUUUCAACUAUAAGGAGAACUGCAAUUACCCCAAUAAACCCAACGUCUAUACGGACAUCUCAAAUUACCGUCGGUGGAUCGACGAGGUUCUGGAAAAAAAAAAGUUUCCGAAAACAUUUUUUUGUGUAAAACACUUAAAAUAAAAAGGUUUUUCUUUUCACUAUUGAAAUGUGAGAAUUUCUGAUUCUUUCAUCGGUUUAACCAAAAACAAAAAUACAAACG